CGCAAUAUUUGCGAAGCAAAUAGUGUUUUCUGUCUGCUGUUAUUCAAUAUUUUAAUUUGAUAAUCUCCUCUUCACCAUGCUCUUUCAUAGCUUGACGUUGCUCAGCUUCGGUCUGCUAGCGUCCACUACUGUCAUUCCAACCCAGGUUGAGCGGCAAGAGACCUCUCUCGAGGAGCGUGACUCUGUCUGUACCAAUGGCCCUACCACGCGAAGCUGCUGGAGAACUGGAUUCAGUAUUGCAACGGACUUCGAUGAUAAGGCACCGCCGGCUGGGCAAACUAGAACUUACAACUUAGAGAUCACCAACACUACCGCUGAUCUUGACGGAGCGGGUUCCAAGCUAGCUAUGCUGAUCAACAAUCAGUUCCCCGGCCCCACGAUCAUAGCUGACUGGGGUGACACCCUUGUCGUCAACGUGAAGAACUCCCUGCAAAACAACGGGACUAGCAUACAUUGGCACGGCAUCCGACAGCUAAAUUCGUGCCAGAACGAUGGCGUUAACGGAGUAACCGAGUGUCCGAUUGCUCCGGGCGAAACGAAGACUUAUACCUUCAAAGCCACCCAAUUCGGGACAACAUGGUAUCACUCGCACCAUAGCGCUCAGUACGGAGAUGGGGUUGUCGGUACAAUAAUCAUCAACGGACCAGCUACUUCAAACUAUGACUACGAUCUUGGGACCCUGCCCUUCACAGAUUUCUACUACUUGCCUGCGUUCGAGCUGAAUGAGAGGGCACAGCACUCUCUGACAGGCCCGCCAGAGCCGGACAACAUCCUAGUCAACGGGACGAUGAAGAACGCAAAGGGUGGGGGCCAGUACUUCAAGAUGACGGUAACGAAGGGGAAGAAGUACAGGAUUAGGCUCAUCAAUACCAGCGUUGAUUCCUUCCUCCAUGUGUCAAUGGACGGACAUCCGUUUACAGUCAUUACCUCGGAUCUGGUUCCUAUCAAGCCCUACACCACAGAUCAAUUAGCGAUCAACAUCGGGCAACGAUACGACGUCAUCAUCAAGACAGACCAAACCGUAGACAACUACUGGUUUCGAGUCGGGGUUGCAACAGAUUGCGGGACCAAUGCCAUGCUCUCCAGCGGUAUUCAGAUCGGUGCUAUCCUCCACUACGACGGGGCAUCGAGUGCCGAGCCAACCACUACCGGAGUCACUCUGAAGACUAGCUGCGCCGACGAGACCGGCCUGACUCCAUGGGUCAAGAAUACGGUCCCAUCCGAACCGCUUCUCAGUUCCAUCAAAGAAAUCUCCCUCGACUUCAAUCAAGACGCCACUCAGGACAACCUCUUCCGAUGGCUGAUCAACGGAUCCGACAUGGAAGUCAACUGGGGCAAGCCGACGCUAGAGUACGUCCUUUCUGGGAACACAGAUAAUAACCCCAAAAGCAACAUCUUCGCGAUGCCCAACGCCAACGCCUGGUACUACUGGUGGAUCCAAACCACCAGCCUAAUCGAGCUCCCGCACCCCAUCCACCUCCACGGCCACGACUUCUACCUCGUCGGCCGCGGCGACGACGUCUGGGACGGCACAACGGCCGGCCUGACCUUCGAUAACCCCACGCGCCGCGACGUCGCCACGCUGCCGGCCGGCGGCUGGAUGAUCCUCGCGUUCCCGGCGGAUAACCCCGGCGCCUGGGUUAUGCAUUGCCAUAUCGCGUGGCAUGCGUCGCAGGGGCUGAGCAUGCAGUUCCUGGAGCGGGUGGACGAGAUCAAGGGCGCGAUUGGGGAUACAAGUGCUUUUAGUAAGGGCUGUGCGGCGUGGAAUAAGUACUGGGAUGGCGAGCAUCCGUAUAAUAUGACGGAUUCUGGGUUGAGAUAGACGUCGUAUCCGAGGAGUCGGUUGGUGUCUGAGAGUGGAGGCAGGAGUGUAUGAUGGAUUUCUUGUGGUAUGAUUUCGAUGAUGGCGUUUUGACUUAUGAUCUCGAAGGAAAGGGUAAUGAGGCGUUCCUCGGAGGUCUGAUCGUAAAUCGAUGGCGUUCUUUUUUGAGUGGGUUGGGCAUUGCGUUGGGCGGAGAGAUACUGUUUUAUAGCAUGGUAGUGUCAAAAGUAUCACGUUACAGUUGCCA
This is a messenger RNA of Mytilinidion resinicola, 2069 nucleotides long. RefSeq lists its product as uncharacterized. The record is from RefSeq and is a predicted model, not a curated record. The annotation marks the transcript as partial. The transcript has 6 exons. Lineage: Eukaryota; Fungi; Ascomycota; Dothideomycetes; Mytilinidiales; Mytilinidiaceae. Gene Ontology annotation, molecular function: copper ion binding; oxidoreductase activity.